Molecule: messenger RNA, 1270 nt
Organism: Tinamus guttatus (white-throated tinamou)
Lineage: Eukaryota; Metazoa; Chordata; Aves; Tinamiformes; Tinamidae
Source: RefSeq, a predicted model, not a curated record
CCUGACCAGUGCACAUCUUGACAAGGUCUCCCAGCAGCUUCCGCGGGGCCGAAUGACAGCAGGAGCAGCAGGGCAGAUUGAUGAGCUUGCCUGGGGAGCCUAGGGAUAGGCCAGAGCGGAGCACGCCAUGGGGCAGAAGGUCACCGGUGGGAUCAAGACUGUGGACAUGAGGGACCCUGUGUACAGGCCGCUGAAACAGGAGCUGCAGGGACUCGACUACAGCAAACCCACGCGCCUGGACUUGCUCCUGGACAUGCCCCCGGUGUCCUAUGACGUCCAGCUAUUGCAUUCGUGGAACAACGACGACCGCUCGCUGAAUGUCUUUGUGAAGGAGGAUGACAAGCUCAUAUUUCACCGGCAUCCGGUGGCCCAGAGCACAGACGCCAUCCGAGGCAAAGUGGGGUACACGCGAGGACUGCACGUGUGGCAGAUCACGUGGGCCAUGAGGCAGCGGGGCACCCACGCCGUGGUCGGGGUGGCCACCGCAGACGCCCCUCUGCAUUCCGUAGGUUACACCACGCUGGUGGGAAACAACCACGAGUCCUGGGGGUGGGACCUGGGGCGCAACCGGCUGUACCACGACGGGAAGAACCAGCCGAGUAAAACGUACCCUGCCUUCCUGGAGCCGGAUGAGACCUUCAUCGUGCCGGACUCCUUCCUGGUCGUCUUGGACAUGGACGAUGGGACGCUGAGCUUCAUUGUGGACGGGCAAUACAUGGGCGUCGCGUUUCGGGGACUCAAGGGGAAAAAGCUGUAUCCAGUGGUGAGCGCGGUGUGGGGACACUGCGAAAUCCGGAUGCGCUACUUGAACGGGCUCGACCCUGAACCACUGCCUCUGAUGGACUUGUGCCGGCGAGCGGUGAGGCUUGCUCUGGGCAAGGAAAGACUGAAUGAGAUCCCUGCGUUGCCACUGCCAGCGUCCCUCAAGAGUUACCUGCUCUACCAAUGACCUUGGUGUUCAAGGACGGAGCUGGAACCCAGACGAGCAACCUGGAGCUGACCCACUGGGCAACGGGUUUGCCACCCUCGUGUCAUCGCUGCUGUUGGAACUCCUUGGCCAAAGCACCCCCAUCAGGGCUAAAGCAAAUUCUCAAAUGAUACUUGUUUCACCCCUAAAAUGAGCAUUUUGCUCUUUGGAAGGUGCUUUUCCUGCACCCUUGCAAAAGGAACCUUUACGGAAGCUCUGUGCUUCCCUGCUUUCCAAAUAGGUUGUGCUGGAUGCUUGGGAUUGUAGAGCCUAGGAGUGAAACAUUCCUCUGUGUCAGCCAAA